This is a messenger RNA of Lachancea meyersii CBS 8951, 2118 nucleotides long. The record is from the annotation of a GenBank genome assembly. Lineage: Eukaryota; Fungi; Ascomycota; Saccharomycetes; Saccharomycetales; Saccharomycetaceae.
AUGCCCUCGUUUGCUGAUAGUUUUUGGUCUGAAGAUUUAUCUACGGGCGUGGAACGGCUGUUUGUAGAGCUUCACAAGGGGUGUAACCAGAAUGCGCUGUUCAUUCAAUUGUUUGCAUCAAGAAUGCAAUAUGAAGUGAAUUAUGGACGCCAACUAUGCAAUACAACUUCCAACAUCGAGGGUUAUUCCGACACGUCUAAUUCAGACCAAUCGGUAGAUAAUGCUCUCAAUCAACUGGCUACUGCUAUGGAAAAAGAAGGCAACGAACAUUUGGCUAUCGCAGCUGACAUCGAAACCACUGUUUUACGACCUUUCAGUCAAUGGUGCGAAGACCACGAACAGAGAAUCGAAUACUCUGAAAAAAUCCUCAAGACCAAUGUGCUGAAUUACCAAAAAUCGACCAAGUACGUGGAGAAACUGGAGCAACACUAUUUCAACAAAUGCAGACAGCUUGAGGACCACAAGCGGUCAUAUUUCAACGACGACGAGCUCGUCAAUGUCAUGAAACAACUGGAGCUUUUCCAGGAAAAGGAAACCGCGUUGGCCAAGGAGAGGGAAUUUGAUGCGUUUGGCAAAUUCGGUAAUCUGGAUUUCGAUGUCAGAACCAUGCGGGAAACAUUGAGUCUUUUACUAACUAAGCUGGAAAAGACCACUUACAAAAUGCCCUUCAUCAAUUUCACCUUUGAGAACACCAACAACGGAAGUGAGAUCGUGAAAUUUCUCAUGGAAAACCUCGCUUUGAAGGACGUGGAUCAGGCAGAGACCUUCGGUCAAGAUCUCCUGAACAGUGGGUUUUUGAAAUACUGCAAUGGGGUUGGCAACACGUUCGUGAACUCCAAAAAAUUUCAGUAUUGUUGGAAACAAUACGCCUACAAAUUCGCACGGGUACCUUUGCCCAACGCCUCGGAACAUGGGGACUCGCAUGAUGAAGAGGGACCCCAACCUAUAUCUACAUACCUCACCGAUCUCACUUCCAAAAUCUCAAACUCUCAAGACUCGAUUUCGACACUUCCCACUAUAUCAAACACGGAAAGAAGUCUUUUGAAAUAUGUCAAAGAUUUGGAAACGGCAGACGCGCGAUAUCGAAAAGAAUGCAAAAAGUUGGAUAUUCUAAGGUGUUCUUUAGAAGAGCUUCUAGUUGAUCAUUUCACAUUCAUGGAAAAAUGUGAGCUAGACAGACUGAAGGCCCUAGAGAAAGUUAUCUUGGAUUUCUCACCUAUCAUUUCCAAGAAUGCUUCAGCUAUGAAGGAGCUUAAUAUCGCUGUUUUGAAAACAGGUACUGAGGUAGAUCCAACCCUUGACCUAUUAAAUUUGGUGGAAAGAGGGAGAACCGGUACUUUCCAACCUCACGUCAUUACUUACAAUAAUUAUUAUAAUCCAGGCGGAUUCCAGAAUUUUGGAAUUGACUUGGAAACCCGUUGUCGAAUGGAUAAAAAAGCUGUUCCACUAAUUGUGUCCUCAAUUCUCUCAUUUAUGGACCGAGUCUAUCCGGAGCUGCCCAACGACAAUGUAAGAACAACUGUGUGGACCGUUCCCGUCAAGCUAAACUCUACACACCAACUUCGAGCGAAUUUGAACGAGGCUCCCUUUCAAGAAGAAUCACAAAUCACAUCAAUAUUAGCGAACUAUGCUGUUGAACCUAGUGUUAUAGCAAGCGUUCUUAAAAUUUAUUUCUUGGAGCUGCCAGAGCCUUUGAUCUCCAACGACGUUUAUGAUAUUUUGAAAGCCCUCUAUGCAGAAUUCCCUCCGUCACACGUUGAAAGCGAGGAACAGGCUGCCAUCGACGCUCAGCGCGUAAGCGGCAUUACGACUGCGUUUAAUUCGCUGUCAAAACCGCAUAUUGCAACUUUAGAUGCAAUCACCACCCACUUUUCGAGACUCGUCAAAAUUCUAAAAAUGGGUUCAUCCGCCACGAGUGGGGCUCUAGCUAACGAAUUCAUCCGCUCCGUCUCUCAAGAAUUCGCGAAUUGCAUAAUAAGAGUUAAGCUUCCAGAUGGGAACAACUUAAGCUUUAAAAUAUUCACCGAUCUUUUGCUGUUCCGCAAGCCCAUUUUCCGCGGUCUGAAGAGACAAAAUUCCAAGGCGCAGGAAAAUCACGAAAAGGCUCCAUACUUCUAG